Molecule: messenger RNA, 2165 nt
Organism: Nymphalis io (European peacock)
Lineage: Eukaryota; Metazoa; Arthropoda; Insecta; Lepidoptera; Nymphalidae
Product: zinc finger CCCH domain-containing protein 11A-like
Exons: 7
Coding region: 62-1735 (557 amino acids)
Molecular function (GO): metal ion binding
Source: RefSeq, a predicted model, not a curated record
UCGUGUUGUUUUAAUUAAUUUUUGUUUACCAAUUAUACGAGCCCGGGUUACCGAUCAAACGAUGGAGUCGCCGAGGAAAUUUAACGAUUGCUAUUUUUAUUAUUAUUCCACGUGCACUAAGGGGGAUAAUUGUGUAUUUCGUCACGAGCCAUCAGCCCUAGGCUGUGAAACAAUGUGCACUGCUUGGCAACAAGGCAAAUGUCUUGAUAAAGGCUGUAAAUUACGCCAUAUGGAACUUAGGAAAAAUCGUAAGCAGAUCCCCUGUUACUGGGAAAAUCAGCCUGGAGGCUGUCGUAAGAAGCACUGUCCUUUUAUGCAUAAGAAUCCUGAUGCUCGCACUGAUGGUAUAGCACCCAGCCAACCAGCACCCAUGAUUAAUGCUCAAGUCACUAGCAAUGUGCCAGAGUCCUUAGUGGAGAGCGGGCCUAUGAGUGCGAGUGUAGCGGCUGUCGCCGCAGUGCCCGCCCCUGCUCCUGCACCGGUACCCCUUCUUUGGCCACAGCAGAGACAACAAGUGGUCCUUGAUUCCGCGAUAUUGGGCGUGCUGCCGGGCACGAGCGAGCUGCUACCGCGACGCGUGGUGGCGGCGCACGCGCACGCGCACGCACACGCGCAUGCGCAUUCACAUGCGCACUCGCAUGCGCAUGCACACGAGCCGCAGCCCAGUCCGUAUGCGCCGCUGCCCGUCGACCCCCUCGUCGUCAACUUCGAGGAAGAGUCUGAUAACGAAAGUGCCCCUUCCUCGACGCCUACUAAAACCGUCUCGUCGGACGACGCGCAGAAAAUUGCGCGCACGAAAUCGCAGGAGCUCCUGCUCUUGGAGAAAAUUCAGGCGGAAGCCGCAGCCUUCUACAGCUACGAUUCCCUCCCUCAAGCCGAGCCACCUGUAGAGCGGAAAAUAGUCAGAACGAACCUAACCAGUAAAUACGAUAAGUUGUCUCUCGACGAGAUAUCAGGUAAGCAGCCGACGACAGAAAGGUCGAGCUCGUUAGAUUUUAAAGUUCUAUCCUUAGACGAAAUCAAAGCGAGGAAAAAAGUCUCGGAAACAAUUAUACACCAAACACCCAUAACUCUAAAUUUAAGUAGGAAAAGAAAAUUGUCUACCCACGAAACGAUUACAACGUCUGGUGAUAAAAUUAUCAAAGUUGUCAGAAGUAAUUCAAUUGUUUAUAAGAAAUUUGACAAGAAUGCGCCAGUACAAACCUGCCAAACUAAAACGGGACCAAAACGAAACGAGGAAAUUAAUAAUAGGAAGCGAACGUUGUCAGAACACAGUGACCUGUACGAGAUUCAGAAUGAACUUGUAGAUAACUGUUACGAGUUUAAGAGAAUUAAAAUAGCUGAACAAAUACCUAAACCUAGGUUAGUGAGAAAUAGGAGCUCGACUAAAUCGUUUAGUGAAAGUAGAGACGAAGAAUAUGAUAUUUCUUGUAAAAACGACUCCGAUACGGAAGUACAAUUUAUUAGUGUAGAAGUAGGGCACUCUGAUGUAGCAAUAAUGAAUGAUGAUGACGUCAUCGAUCUAGAAACUACUAGAAUAGCUGAACCCGUGGACAUUGUGGAUUUAUGUGAUGAACAUGAUGAUAAUGAAAUUGCUGUAUCCGAUUUAGACUUAGAUUUAGUCAAAAAUGUCCCUGAUGUUGUAGCGAGCUGUCAAAAAUUUUUAAAGAGAAAUGAAAGCACUGAGAAUGAUUUGCUCAAUGAUAUCGAUGCUAUUUUGAAUGAGAAAUUAUGAUCAAGGUUGCUUUUUAGGUUGUAAAUUCAAUUAUAGAUAAUGAAAUCGAACCAAUUGAUGAUACAACGAAUGUAGAGUGCUAGUUGGUAUUAAAAGUACAAAAUAAUUGAAAACAGUGUUUUCAAAUUUACAUGUAGUUUUUUGCAUGUAGGAUUUUGUACGUAAUUAAGAUAUUUCUGAAUAUAAAUAUUCAUUGAUAUGAGCUCAAAAUAAGUGAUUCAUUCAAUUAUUAAAAUAAGACCAAAACGUGUAGGCAUACCUUUAGGUAUGAAUAUUAUAUUAUUGUUUCAGAUGAAAUUAGAUUGAAUUAUUAAUUCAAUAUAUUACUUCAAUAUUGUAUAAUCUUGUGAUGUUGAUGUAUUGUGUUCAAUUGUUCAUAGAUAGAAAUUAUCUAUAAAAAUACAUUUUCAAGUCACUUCGGUGUGAAAUA